UUUUCGCAUAUUUAAUUUUGCUUCUAAUUAUAUUAGUGCACUUUAAAUUUAUACACCAUAUUCGAAUCUCUCUAGUUAGUAGAAAUAAUUUAAUAGGAUUAAAACUGAGAUUUUGUUUGAUCAUCUGCAUUAAAUACAGUUAUUUAAAAAAUAUAAUCAUACAUAUAUAUAUAUAUAUAUUGUCUCAUAUUUAAUAGGAUCAUUUUUGGUUUUAUAUAGUGAAUGCAAAUAUAUUUUAUAUUUUAUAAUUAGUAAUUUGUAUUGUAUUUUGGAUGAUUGAUGUGUAUAUAAUAUUGACUGAAAAUGUAACCAUGCAUGCAUGCACUUUGUUCCCUCUAUAUAAACACACCUUCACAAGUGAAUUCUCCUUCAAAGCAGUUCUCUUCUAUCCAAAGCGCUUUCUUCUAUAUCAGUCUAAAAUUACCAAAACCAAUAUUGCGUUUUAGCUUACUUCUUAAAAAGACAGAAACAGGUCUCAUAACCUACGAUAACUGUUCACCCAUUUUUAUAUCAAAUUGUGUCAGAUUACGGAAACAAAGAGGGUCAUGAUGAGCUCAGAGAGAUCAAAGGAGAAGAAGAGAUCAAUAUGUAGAAGAUUGGGGAAGUAUAUUAAAGAACAGAAGGGAAGGAUUUACAUCAUCAGAAGAUGUGUGGUCAUGCUCCUUUGCUGGCAUGAUUGAUCGGAAAUAAAAGUUUUCGAACCGUGCCAGGUUCAAAUGUAUGUAUGCACGUACCACGCGUUGAGUAUGUGUGCAUGUGGGUUACUAAAUGAGGGAAGAGUAGUGUUAGAGGUAGGGUGAAAACCGGUUUGCUUGGUUUAAUUUUGUGAGUUCUACCGAAUUGUAUAUAUAGUGACCUCAACCCUUUCGUUGGUUGUUUUUAAACUAAUAUUUACAUUAUGCAAUGGCUUAUAUAUUGAUUCAUCAAUAUUAAGGUACUAUAUAUCGUAUUCUAUAAUGUGAUAUCAGAUUGUCUAGAGAUGUAAAAUAUCAAUAUGAUAGAUUUGGAUUCGAGACCACUAGUACAACCAUCACUGUUGAUUAUAAAACUACUAGUUAUGAAAAUGAGAUCCAACCAUAGGUGUGUCAAGAAAAUAAAAGAGUAAUAUUUUCUUUUAAUGUCUAUAAUGAUUCUCGACCAUGUAUCUGUUACCUCGUCCAUGUCCCUCUUUCUUAUAAAUUUGUCAAAAACUUCAAAUUAUUUUGGAUGCAGUAAGCCAUUCGAAUGAGUGACUGGAAUCCAGUUUACGGCAAAUAAACUUUUCGUGUGCGACAAUCAAAAUAAUUGAACAACUUGGUACCAGCUAGCUCAGCUCCCAACUGAUACCACAUAGUCAUAACCAACAGUCUCCACGUUAGAUUCGACAUACCUCGUGAAUUUUCAACUCAACUUGUAGCUUCUCCCAAGGUCACCCAAGAAAACCUAAUUUUGUUGAAUGGUUGAUAUUUUCAAUCGAAAUAUUCAAUAUAUCUCACCGGUUUACAAUUCUAAACAAUGCCAUGUAGAGGCGGCUUAAAAAGAGACAAACGGUGCUACCGUCCGAGCCUAACCCAAUGUUUCUCCUAUAUAAUAAAAAUUAAAGGUUCUGAUUAUGUAUUUAUAUUCUUGUACAACUUUUAAACUAUG
Brassica napus (rape) is the source of this 1626-nucleotide messenger RNA. Its product is annotated as small polypeptide DEVIL 1-like. The record is from RefSeq and is a predicted model, not a curated record. Bases 546 to 680 code for a protein of 44 amino acids. Gene Ontology annotation, biological process: negative regulation of cell population proliferation. NCBI's taxonomy places the organism in Eukaryota, Viridiplantae, Streptophyta, Magnoliopsida, Brassicales, Brassicaceae. The transcript has a single exon.